AUGCUAGGCUCUGUUAAGGUUCUUGUAGGUAGAGAUGAUGUGCGGGGGCACAGAGGCGCUGGUGUCAAGCGGACCAUAGUUACCGCUAUAGAGUGCAUUAGUGCUGAUGGUAGGCCGCUACCGCCUCUGAUAAUUUGGCCGGCCUCAACACACCGGAGCAACUGGACCACGCACUCAACCCCUGGGUGGCACUACGGUGUUUCUGAGAACGGGUACAACGAUUCUAGGAUAAGCCUUGAGUGGCUAAAGCGCGUUUUUGAUGUCGAAACUAGGGUCCGAGCUAAUGGUAAACCACGAGUACUAAUCUGUGACGGGUUCGGAACGCACGAGACGCUGGAGAUCCUGGAGUUCUGCUUUGAGAACAACAUCGUCUUAUGCCGUCUGCCUUCUCAUACUUCUCACAAACUACAGCCUUGUGAUGUCUCCGUCUUUGCACCCCUGAAGACAGCCUAUCGUGAUCAGGUUGAGCGACUGAACCGUGGCGGCAUUAAUACAAUCGGCAAGGAGCAUUUUACCUACUUGUAUGCGCCAGCGAGAGAGAGGGCAUUAACUAAGAGGAAUAUCCUUGCUGGAUGGGCUGCUACAGGCUUAUUUCCUUUUAACCCAGAGAGAGUGCUUCGUAACACACCAAAGCCGCCU
Messenger RNA from Bipolaris maydis ATCC 48331, 639 nucleotides. The record is from RefSeq and is a predicted model, not a curated record. Lineage: Eukaryota; Fungi; Ascomycota; Dothideomycetes; Pleosporales; Pleosporaceae.